This is a messenger RNA of Podarcis lilfordi (Lilford's wall lizard), 24362 nucleotides long. Lineage: Eukaryota; Metazoa; Chordata; Lepidosauria; Squamata; Lacertidae. The record is from the annotation of a GenBank genome assembly.
AUGAGUGCUGACCAAGUUUCAUGCUUGUUAAGCCAAGGAACAACAAAAACAUAUCAAAUUCCUAUUGAGCAUCUGGACUACAAAUUCAUUGAAACAUGCAAAGAUGUUAAGCAUUUGGAAAAGAUUCUUAAGAUAUUAAGGUAAACAUUUAAAUUACAUAUUUAUUUUAUUAUGGUUUGCAUAUUUUUAUUCAUAUUAACUAAACAUUAACUAGAAACUAACAAGGCCAUCACUUCUUUUAGAACCUUGUCAGAAAAUUUGUUUAAAAGCUAAAUAUUGUCAUAAUUUAAAAUAAGUGAAAAUAGUUUAGUCUUGCUAGCAUGGCAUUAGUAUAACAUAAAUUGGUUGUUUGGACUGAGGAGGUGAUAUAUUUAUACUAGCUAAGGCUGGGAUAUUCAGAUUUAAGAUUUUACAGACCUUUUGGUCAUGCAGAAUUGAGCCAUUGAAUGGUUAUUGAGCUUAAAAAAGCAAUACAAAAACAAUACAAAAUGUAGCAAUGUCAGCUGUAAACUACUUACAAGUCUAGAGCAAAUCAAACAAAAAUAGUGGAAGUCUUUAUAUCAGAAGGGGGGGUGUUAUAACAACUCCUGAACUUAAUAUUUAUGAUUUAUGCUUUAAAAAUUGCUAUUGGUGAUAUCUAUUGUUGUAUGUGCGGAGAUCCACUCAUCCAGCAGGACUUAUUCUUUCUCUGCACUCUCUGAGUUUUCCCUAACCUGUCAUAGCAUAUUUUGAGGAUGCAUAGGGGCUACAGGGGACAGAAGAGAAUUCCUGUUGUGCUUACAGAAGUUUGUAUAAUGUCACAUUUAUUAAUUUUUAGAUCUGGUGAAGAAGGCUUCUAUCCUGAUCUUGUAUUAUUUUGUGAAAAACGCAUUGAGUCUUUGGCUCCAAAUAGCAGAGCUCUGCGAAGAGAUAAACCUGCAGCCACUGCUUCUGAUUUUACUACUGAGGAAUGGAAAGAAAUAGAGAAUGAAAUGAAGGUAUUGCACUUCUUCAUUCUGUAGCAUGCUAAUUUUGUAUGUGACUUUUAAAUAACAAAUAGUUGUUGCCUGGUAAAAAACCAAUUUCAGAUUUUGAAAUAUGUUUAUGUUUUCGAUUUCUUUCAGAGCUGGAUUACCGAAAUGAAAGAAGACGAGUAUAAAAUGCGGUAUGCUACAACGGACGUGUUCAAGGAGAAAAUGGAAAAUUUGCCACCAGUUCGUAGUUCAGAUAGCUCUCUUCCUUCUAGACAGGUGGGAAUCUGUGUUUCUAUACAAUAUUCAAUAUCUAUAUAUGAUUUUUUUAAUGUGUUGUUGGCAUCUGACUAAGUCAUACCUGAAGGAAACCCAUUGAAACAUGGCCAGCUUGUCCCUAUUUCAGUAGGUCUACUCUGAGUAUGACUUGGUCAUAUGUCAAAUGGGAGGGGGGAAACAUCUAAUAACCCUGGAGAGAAGUACUCCACAAUGGAACAUUUGUCACAGGACCCUACUUGAUUCAAUUCAAUUCAGGACCCUACAUUCAAAUUCUGUGAGUGCCAGUCGUGUAAAAGGAAGCUAUCAGUAGGUUCAGGGCAUCUCAAAGGUUUGCAGAAAUAGGGAAAAAGUACAAACAAACCCCAAUCUGCCCAGUGAUGGCAGAGCAUUCCAUGCCCACUAACUGGAGGUGAGGAAUGGAAAGCUGGAGGGGGAGGGGCUGGAUUCUUGAUGAGACAGCACUCUGUGCUGCAAUGUUUAAUUGCAAGUCCCACUUGGUUAUGUAUGUUUGCAGAUGAUAUGUUUGCAAUUCUCAUUUUUUUCCCAUAUGAGAAUUUUUAAUAUCGAAAUAUUGACAUUUAUUCUUAGUUGAUAAGCACAUGAUUGUAGAAAGGUUAGCAAGUGAUUGAGUUCCUUACUGAACAUAUGUGAACUCCAAAACCUCAGUUUGAGGUAGCUAAAACAUGUUAUAAUGCUCAUAUUACAUGAAAUGAAAAGUAACAAAACAAAUUCUUUGAUGAAGCUUAUUUUUUUAUAUCUUGUGUGACUUCUCAUUCUAGAGCAAAACUUCAAGAAAUGGUGUAAUAAAGAAUAAAAAUGUACCAAGGGACUAUAGAGAGUGGGAUAAGUAUGUCAGAUACCUUCUGCAUAUUGUUUAAUUCAGUUAUUUUCUAAUGUUUUAUCUAGGUUGGUUUUGAAAAAGGGAGGGUUGUUUCUAUGUUAACGUGCCCUUGAAAUUCUCAAAAUCUCACAGGGCUAACUAUAGACAAAUGGUAUUCGAAAGUCUAGUAUUAAUGGAGAACUUUACACAAAAAUUGCAUGUUGGAAGAAAGCGCUCUAAAUAUGAUGAGUUGUAUUCAACAUCAUGAUAAGGCAAGUAUUUGAUCUGUGCAAUAAUUUUUCCUUGCACAACAUCUUGCUUGCCCUGCCAAUAUCCUCCUUAAAUUGUGGUGCCCAGACCAGGGGACAGUACUCCAGGUAUGGUCUUUCCAAGGCAGAAUAGAGCAGUACUCUUACUUCAUUUGAUAGGGGCACUAUACACCCUAGAACAGCAUUAGCCUUUUUUUGCUGCUGCAUCACACUUUGACUCACAUUAAAUGUGUGGUCUACUAAAACACCUAGAUCCUUUCCCACAUCUUAUAUUUGUACAGCUGGUUCUUCCUACUUAAGAGUAGAACGUGCCCACUGCUGCAGCUCAGUUGGUUAGAGUGAGGUGCUGAUAAUGCCAAGAUCAUGGGUUUGAUCCCCGUAUGGGCCACCUUCAUAUUCCUACAUUGCAGAUUAAUGGUCCAUCAUACCCUUAAACUAUGUAGGUGUGAAGUCUUGCUAUAGUUAAACACACAUUUGUAUAAUUUAUGGAUGUUUAUUAUUACAAUGUAAAUAUAUUAAAUGCUUUUCCAUUUUUUAAGGUUUGAUGUGGAAAAAGAAUGUUCCAAAAUUGAUGGUUAUGAGGAAAAUAAGAGUAAACCCAGCUUUAAAACUACUAACAAAGGGUUACCAAAAUCUGAUAUAGACACAACAGGUAGGUUUUCAUUCAAUACUACAGUGAUUUUGGUUGCUGUUGCCUUUUAUUGAAAAAUAAGAAAUUUACUACUCAUAGGAAUCUCUGUUUUCAAAAAUACUGUGACGUGAUGCUCAUAUAGAAUUAUGACAAUUUUGUAUGAAUUUGUUUAUCAGUGUUGUAUGCAUUGUCAGUAACUCCUGUAUAUAUCCAAUGUCUGCCUAUCCUUUCCCAGAAACAUUUCCCCCCAUUUUACCACGUUACUUCAAAAUUCAGUAAUGCAGUCAGUACUGCUGAAUUACAGCAUUUAAAAAUCCUGUGUUUUUGAUUGCAUAAUUCUGCUAAGGUAGUAGAUAAAUCAGCAAUAUAGCUAGAAAACAUUUUUUUGGAAAUGUUAUAACCCUUACCUUGAAAAAAUAGCAUACCCUUAAACAAUAAAGCAAAAAAUUCCAAAGUGUAGUUUCAACCACUGUAUAAUUGCCUACUUUGACUACUACUAGUAUUUCAGGAUCUCAGAGGUGCUUCCCAGCCUUGUUACAGGAGUUCCUUUUAACUGGACAGACUGUUAAUUAAAUUUGUUACCUUCUGUAUACAAAGUAUGUGUUCAACUAUUGAGCUAUAGCGUGUUGUCUGAAGUGGGUGGAGGCUCAAAUCAACACAAUAGAGCACUUGUAGAUUAUGUCUUUUACAAUACUCUCUCUCUCAUAUUCUUUCUCUGUAGCAUUAAAGAGAAAUGUUUUUGGUUUUGCCUGCAAUUUUUCUUGCUUUAAUAUGUAAUAGAUAUUUUCUAGGUUUGACUACAAAGGAAAAAAUCUUCAUUGCUAAUCGUGAAAAAGAAAAAGGAAAUGAAGCAUUUGUUACAGGAGACUACAAAGAAGCAGUUAUCUACUAUACUCGGUGAGUCAUCCAUAGUAAUUAUUAGCCUGCUGCAGUAGUAGUAGUAGUAGUAGUAGUAAUAAUAAUAAUAAUUUAUUUAUUUAUACCCCGCCCAUCUGGCUGGGCUUCCCCAGCCACUCUGGGCGGCUUCCAACAAAAUAUUAAAAUACAGUAGCAACCUGGAUGCAAGGCAGGCAUUAAUAUGUAGUCUUAAAAGUUACAACUUCCAUUUAAAAAAUCAUUUAGCUGCUUCACUAUCAACUUCAUUGUUUAAAAGUAGUUUAAACAAAAUUUGUACUAGUAUACAUAUAUCAAUUUUAUGGUGUGCAUUUUUCUGUGCAUAUGUUGUUUAGCCAGACAGCAACCCUCACAAUAAGGCAUUCUAGACUGAGACUGUGUAUUGACAAAAACCUCAAGAACUUGAAAGUGCAACAUGACACUAUUUUUUUGCCUUCUUAUCCUGUCCUAUUAGGCAGCAAAAAUGGCUUGGACUGAUCCUGAUUGUAUUGAAUAUGGUAUAUAUAGAUGCCUUCUUCCUGUUGGUUUUUGCAGUGUGCUGGGCUUUGUUGGAGGUUUGAAACCCGGCAUAACUGUGGGGAUGACUCCCACCCUCCUCCAGUUCCAAAUUUGUAGGUGGAGAACUAGAAUUUAUUUUGGCACUGGACAGCUGAUGUACUUGAUGUACCCCUGCUGCCCAUUACCCAAAUGAGCCUAUGCCAACCUUCACCUCCAAAGCCAGAGAGAAAACUUGUGCUUGUUUUGGUACUAGGCAGCAGAGGCACUUUGUGAAUCUUUAACUGCCCAAUGCCAACAUGGCAGGCCACAGCCUUCGUCUUCCGCUUGGAGUUGGUGCAACUUAGUUUGCUCUGUAACUCAGUGCAGCUGCAGGGGAUUAUCCCAGCUCUACCUUCACUUCUAAGCUGGAGAGUUCAUCACUGACAUAUGUAACUUUUGCCAUGACAAGGGUGACAGGCAGAAUUGUAGAUCACUUGGCCUUUCUUACAUGCUUUAUCAUAUAGUCUUUAUAUUAUAGCAUUAUGACUUGUAGUCAAUUUUCUGCAUUGAGUUGCAUGGGAUCAAUAGAGAAUGAAAAUGGUUAGGUAACUACAGAAAAUAAUUUGUCCCUCUUUAGGCCUUUAUGUGUAUUCUUUAUCUUCCUUUGCCAUUUUCAUUAGCAGAUGGGAGGCCACACCCACUCUGAUUGGAUCUUUUACUCUUUUGACCUGUACUUGUUUUCAUUUGUACUCUGUAAGGUACUGUAACACUCCUAUCUUUUUCAUUCUUGGGUCUUCUGGCUUUACUUUGUAACAACAUUCCCGCACCUUAGGCUUUAAGGCGUCACCUGACUCUUUUCUGAAGUGUCUGUGUUCAUUUCAGCCUGCCUAAUGCCUCAGUAUUUUGCAGGAGCAUAUCUGCCUUUCCCACUGUGGCUGCAUACAAUAAUAAAGCUCAGGCAGAAAUAAAACUUCAGAACUGGCAUGUUGCUCACCAGGAUUGUGAGACAGUGUUAAAAAUGGACCCUGAAAACAUAAAAGGUAAAAUUAAAGAAAUCACUUUUGAGAAAUUAAUGCUAGCAACAAAUCUUUUUAAAUUACCGGUAAUGGAGCAAAAUCAGCAUAGGUGACAAACACUGGUUUUUGAAAUUUGUGGAUUGCAUUCUGUGGAGUAACAACUCUCAAAUUUUUAUUUUUCCACUUCUGCUAUAGUGGGAAAUGAAUUGUUCAGCACAUAGUGGCUUAGUACCCAUGCUAAGUGCUUUACAUGGUUUAGUGGAAGGGAAUUGAUGGGGGUACAGUAUCUGUGCUUUGCCAUUAGAACCCUGAAUAUUUUCCCACUCAUCUCCAAUAUUCCCUGGAAAAGCUUGUAUCCCUUCAAUUCAAAGUAAAUUCCGAGAGAGGGCUAGCCAGGCGAUGGUGGGAAAAAUUUAUUCCAAGCAACAAGAGUUCCCCUUCCAACUAUUAAUCAGCUGAAGGAAGUUCAGUCUACUUUGUCUAAAGCAAUUUAUUGCAAUCCUGACAGAUGAAAAGUUGGCUUUUUCUAGACAGUGUAAAAGGGAAGUCCCCACAUGUCUAGGUACCGCCUUUUCCUAGUACCAAACUAAGUAAAUAAAAAGGGAGAAUAACAGAGCAAUCCUACAGAGAUACGGGGAAGCACAAGAGUCUAAGCACAAAAUAGGACAUAAAGUGGUGCUGGUGGACUUAUUUCCCUUAUUCCUAUCCCCAGUUGGUUUCAGUAGGUGGAAAGGUAUGCCAGUUCCAGUGUUGGCAUAGUUUGUAUAAAACUUGCCACUACUGCAAUGAAGAGGCAUCCAGGAGUGGAACUCCUCCACCUGGUGAGGAAGGGAUUCAGGGUUCCACAGCUGCCUUUCCUGGGAGUGUAGAAUUCCUCCUUGAAUAAUGCUUGCACCUUUAAGAGAUAGUUGGCCUCUCCCACUCACAGCAACUGUUAUCUCUUUUGCUCUGUUUUCCCAUGACAAGUGAUUGUGUACAGAUACUACAUCUUGAAUUUAUGUGUACAUGUCUUGCAAUUCUCAUACAUACAUAUACCAUGUGGGAGACUUUUUAUAGUGUGGUUGUUGGACUAGGACCAGGGAAACCUGGCUUCAAGGUUAGCCCACUUUACAGAUCGUUUUGACAAUAAAACUGGGGAGUAACAUAAGCCACCCCAAGGUCCUUGGAGAAAGAACAGCAUAAAAAUAUAAUGAAUAAAUAAGAAAUAAUGCCAUGUUACAUUAUAUAGGUUAUUGCAGCUGUAAUCACAUCUCUUCUAGUGGGCUAAUUUUUGGUAACAGAUUAUACUUUGAUGGGAGACUGGGACAGACCAGAAAUUUAGCGGAAUGAUUACAGUAUUAAAAUAAGGGUUGAGGAUCUCAUUCGCUUUUGGGCAGCCUUAUAGGACCUUGUGCCAUUGAUGGGCAAGACCAGAGGCAAAAGUGGGCUAAGCAACUACUGCCAUUUUUGCCUUGUGUACUGUAGGUUGGCUUCUUCACACUCGCACAUCUCUCUGUAUUCUCCAUUGCGGAAGCAAGAAGCCUUAUUGGAGUUAAGGACACAUUCCAGCCAGGCAAAAACACUAGAGUGGGGUGUAAAGAAGGACUGGUGAUGGGUGUGGUUCAGAAGGGAGUGUGGCCUGGGGAAAAUUUCAGGGGCCAGAUGGAGUGGCCUGGAGGGCUGCAUUUGGCCCCUCGGCCUGAGGUUCUGCAUCCCUGCACUAAAAUGGAUCCUUAUAUGUGAAGAUGGUUUGUCUGCGUCAAAUUGAAAUUAUUUUUAAACCAUUCCUCUUUAUUACAAAGCUAUAUUGCAAUAGUUGCAAGUUAUUAUAUAAUUCAGAAUUAUUUUACAUUUCCACAAUUUCACAUUAUAUUGACGUAUUUAUUAUGUAACUUAGAAUAUUGCAAUAAAAUAAUGCAUUCUUUAUUGAUCUGCAGCUUUUAUGCGCCGUGCCACUGUUUACACUAAUCUACAUAAUUUCAAAGCAGCUGCAGAAGAUUUGAAGAAAGUGUUACAUAUUGAGCCAGAAAAUGCUAUUGCUAAGGUAAGUAUUAAUUGUUGACUUCAUGGACGUAUUGUAAACUAUGGAUACCAUUUGUAUUAGACAUAUUUACUAUUGAAAGAUGGUACACAAUGAAAUAUAUCUAAUACAAAUACUGUAUUUGAUACAAAUACUGCCAUCCCACAGAUGGCGGCAGGUUAAACUGGUUUUUCAAAAGGGACAAAAGCAAUAAGUUUCCAUCAGCUGAUCCAUAGUGGAGAGCCCACCAUUCACCCAACUAUUACAAUACCAUAUUUCUCCCAAUUUUGAUGCUGCUCCGCAACCUAAGUUUUCUGAUUUGGAGGGAAGGUCACACAGAAAUAAUCUGCACAUUCUGAGGGUUCAAGAGAGAUCUGAGCAAUUGAAUACCUCUGUGGUUGUAGCCACUCUGUUGUGGAUAUUGCUAUGGUUCUGUACACUGAGUGGGCCAAUUGCAGCCCAGUUCCUUCCAGAAUGGGUAUCUCAAGUUCCAGUGGCAUAGCAUGGCUUUCAACAAAUCCUGUAGCCCUCAACCAGUGGAGUACAAGAUUGCUAGCUAAGCCAUUGCAGCAGAUUGAGUGGGGCAAUCUGGUAUUGUGUAUGCUGGGGAUGUGGUAUUGUGAGUUCAUUGGCUCCCUAUGUGGGUGUUGUCACUGGCACCGUCCCUGAUUGGUGGGCUUUGGUAGUGUUUCUCUUGACACGGAAGGCAUGUCAGCCUGUAGCUUAUUUUCCCCACUCUGGUUUGGCAGGUGACCUAAGUGGCACAUACAUGUCAGGAGAAGUAUGGUAAUGUAUAAUUGCUCCACACAAUCUAUUUAUUAAAUUUCUAUACCACCCCUUGUCUGAGGAUCACAGGGUGGUUUACCAAUUACACAUGAUGAAUUUAAUAUAGAAGAUAUUCUAAAAGGCAAAAACAGAGUCUAGUUUUUCUUGCCCUUUCAGUAACUUAAGUUGGUGAAUGAGUCUUUCUAAUACGUACAGCAGUAUUCAACAGAUCUUUGGGCCAAAUUGAGAGAGAAAUCCUGAGCUGAUUUCUAAUGAUGACCUAUAGCCAGUCUGGUUCCAAAGGCCAUCUUGAUAGACUGAUAGUAAUGAAAGCAUCAAACAAACUGUAUUCAGUAAUAUCAAUUAUGGUACUAAAACAGCGGCCUCAUUCAGGAUUUUAGACAUUUCUACUUUAACAAUCUCCCACUACAAUACCACUACAGAUAAUUUAAAGCACAACUCCCAAUAUAAUAUUCCUACGUUUACAACUGUAUUACCUGAAUUUAUUAGAGAACUACUACUGUACUGAACAGGUUCUUUUUAAAUAGAAUUUCCUAUAGAGGUAUAUGUACUUUUCAGUUUUAAGUACUUUGGUUCUGAUCUCACUUCUGACACUAGGUUCUCUAAUUUUCUCCUUUUGCAAUUACAGUAUUAUGUAAUGUUGAAAAUGUUGAGUGUAUCUUUCAGCGGUGGAAUAAUUUGUGUAUUUAAAAUAAUAAUUAAUAAAUAUUGCUGUAUUACUACAGAAAAACUUGUUGGAUAUUGAGAAGAAGCUGAAAGAGUUGGAACCUAUUUCUCAAAAUAAUAGCAAGGGGAAAAAAAUACUUAUUCAAGAUAUAGAAGACUCAGAUGGUGAUGAAGAACUAGGAGGAAAGGAAGCAGAAUGUGAAAAUGGCAGUGGAGAUAAAAGUAAUUUUAACUUGUUAAUUGUUAAUGGAAGGACAUGGAGCUGACUGUAGUGUCACCUCACUGGAAGAUAGUACUGCACAUCAUCCCAGUCUUGAGCAGUGUGAGAUUCCAGGGGUUCCAGGCACUUACCCAGGGUUCGUGUUUCCUUCGGAAUGAGGCACAGUGGAGACUGAGGUGUCUUUAUGAUAUAUGGUUUAUUUACACAUAUAUAUGUAUACCUGAGCCUACGAUGGAGGGGUUCACAGCAUUAACAUCCCAAGAGGGUCUUGCUUCCCCGAUAGCUGUGGCCUGGAAUUCAAACAGAAAUCAAAUAUCUCUCUGAUUCACCAGCUUCCCAACUUGUUUGUGUACAGUACUUAGACAUACUUUCAAUCUGUAAUAUUGCACAUUAUUCCCCACCCACUCCAAUUUUCCUUUAAAAAGUUUUCAUAGCAUAACCUUGAACAGUUGUUUUUCAUAUGUCUUUUAACAGUAGAUUUGCAGACACUGGAGCUAUUUUAAGAGGGAAACGCUCAUAAAGUUGUGGUCUUCUAUUUUUGGUUUAAGAUGGUAUUAAACAAUUUUGUUUAAAAUUUUGUGUUUAGAUAAGUAAGAAAUAAACAUGUUCAAUAUUGCAAGUUUUACUUUUAAAAUCUGGAAUUAUUUGUUUUAGGAAGAUGCUGCAAAAUGAUUAUUUCACCUUUUUACAAUCUCUUUAAAAUGUCAUUCUCUUUAAGAUGAUUAUUUCAUACUAUUAUGGGGGCUAACUGAGAUAAAGCAUAUGGUAAAUCUGUUUAUCUGCUAUACAUUUUAUAUAUUAAAUAUUCAUAAAGUUUCUAAAACUGAUCUCCAAAUUGUUCACUUUAAGCAAUCUAUUCCUUUUUUCAGAGAAUAGCAAGUGAAUACAGCUCUACUAGUAUAAAAACUGUUAAUUGAUUUAUCCAGUACCAUUUUGGCCCCUGCUAUCUAUUCUAGACCAUUUGGAUAUGAAUAGAAAGCCUUUUUGAAAUAAAGGGUAGAAGAAUUUAUCCUGACCUUUUAGUGGACCUGAAACUGUAUGUGAAACUUCACAAUACAGAACAUGGCUUAAUCUUUUUAUAUGUUUGAUAUAGUCUCAAAAAGGUAGGUUGCAACUGUGACUUGAAAUGCAGUUGUGAUUUGCUGUCUAAUUUGCUUGUCAGGCCAAAUUUUAAGUUGAGCACCUAGUAUUUAAAAGGUUAAUUUCAAGGUGAUUGUAUCCCAUUCAGAAGAGAGUAGUGCCAGUUCUUAAAAAAUACUGAUUUGACAGUGUUAAAUUCCCACAAUAGCAAACCGUUUAUACUUAGCUGUGCAGUCUAAAAAGACUGCAGAAAAUGUUAUCUUUCAUUUAAUUCAUUUCAGUAAGCUAAUAUGUGUGAUAUACCGAUACAUGCUUUUAAUCCACCCCUCCUUUGCUUUUACAAAUGGUUCCUUCUGAUGAUGCAGAGUCUAACCUAGCCGAUUAACUUCCUUGUAGAAACUGCUGUGCUAGUGGGAGGAGAGAUCACAACUGAGAAGACAGAAAUGGGGAAUGCACAAAAGAAGUUUCCCAGCAAAGGAGAUGGCUGUAAAUGGGAACACAAGGAAGCUCAGAAGCUCAGAGACCCUUUGGACAAUAGUGUUAAAAAAGGCACACCUGAAAAAAAGACAGCCAAGGUUUUACGAGAUUCUGAAAAUGAAGUAAAUGGCUAUCUGGGCAGUGACAAAAAUAAUAGUGAAAACAAGGAAGUAAUACAGAAAAAUGCAGAAUCUUCAGCAGCUGGAAAAAACAGUUCUACUUUGCUUCCUUCCACUGCAGCAAAACUGAAAGCUGAAGGAAAUGAAUUAUUUAAAAAUGGACAAUUUGGAGAGGCCGUCCUCAGAUACUCAGAAGCAAUUGAAAAUGUAAUUAGUUCUGGUGAGUUAUAUCUUUAUGCAAUUCUUAUGGUGAUUUUAAAAUGUAUCCUUUCUUCAAUUAAUAUUUUUCUAGGGGAAAGCUGAAUUUAUCUGUACUAAUUAUAUAGUUGUGAAAAUAUUCAUAUACGGUUGCCAUGAGAAUCAGAUUUAUCAUGUAGAAUUUCAUUGUAACUGAGUUAUGGCUGCAUAUUAAAGCAGUAGGAUGUAUUUAUAGGUGAUCCACUAAAAAAAAGAUCCUUGAAGCUUUGCUUCAUCAGCACAAUUGCACUACUGCAAUGCAACUUACAAUCUACUGAAGUAUUUCAUACUAAUAAAACUUGAUUUCAGUGAUCAUAAUCCACUGUAAUUUUUUGUAAUUUAAGGAAUCCAAAGUCCAGAGGAUCUAAGUAUUUUGUAUUCAAACAGAGCAGCAUGUUACCUAAAAGAAGGAAACUGUGUUGACUGCAUUCAAGACUGUAACAGGUAAAUACCAAUCUUACGCAGAUAAACAAUUCCCCCCAUGAUUAAAAGAGCAUUUAACCUUCCUUUAAAGAGUUUAAACAGUUUGAAAUGUGUAACCCCUAUGAAUAUGAUAGUAUGUAUUUCGUCAGAAUGUGUUGGAAAUCACUUCCUUGCUAAGAGGGAGGAAGAUGAGAAAGACAGUUAAUAUUUCUCCAAGUUAUAUAAACAUGUAAGGUUGGUUUGAAUGUAAAAUUAAAGCAAGUUCAUUACAGAAUUGUAUGUAAGUUCCUAUAGCUAUUAAUGCAUUUUCCAUUUGAUUCCGGAGCCUAGAAUUAUGUUUGAUAUUAUCCAGAAUGUUUUAAGUAGUUGCAUCAUAAUUGCAACAUGAUUGCAAUUGUGUUGCAGUGGUUCCCAGAAAACACAUUCUUGGUCUCUUAAGUAUGGUGCAGUAUAGGGUAUAGUUCUGAAGGCAAAUGUCUUGAAUCCCUUCUCUCAUCUAGAACAUGAGGGGAAGGGUGUAGCUCACUGGUAGAGUAUCUGCUUUUGCAUGCUGAAAGUCCCAGGUGCGGCUCUUGGCACCUCCAGAUCGGAGUGGGAAUGUUCGCAGUUUGAAACCUAGGGAAGUCGUCACCAGUCUGUGUAUACAAUACUGACCUAGAUUGACUAAUGAUCUUACUCAAUACAAGGCAGCUUCAUAUAUUCCUAACUUGUUGCUGGCUUUUCUAAAAUGUAUCCUCUUAUACAGUGAAUGUAUUUAAUCAGUAUCUAAUGAGUUAGACAUAGCAGCAGAGCUAUAGCUGUCCAGGCCUUGCCUUGUUAAAUGCAGACAUUAGAUGGUCAGUGUAUUUUAUACAGGGGUAGCCAGUGUGAUGCCUUCCAGGUGUUAUUAGACUGCACUGCCUGCAGCAUGGUCAUGAUGAGGAAUGAUUGGAGUUGUAAUCCAAUAACGCCUGGACUCUGGAGGAUGCCAUGUAGGCUACCUUCUGUUAGGAUUUCUGAUUCAAUUUCUGUUUUAAUAUAGUUAAAUUUCUGAAUUUCUGAUUUAAUAAACAUUUUUCGAUCACAAUUUUGUUUAAUAGCUCUUGAAUCUCACAGGUGACAUAUAAUUCCUAAUUGUUAGGCAACUCACACAAGCUUUCAGGUGUCAGAGUUGUCUGAGACAACUAAUCAUUGUUAUAUAAAAAUAAGUACAAAAUAGGUUGGCAUCUUUAAUUGCACCAACUUUUGUUGGUUUAGAAAUUUGAGAGUUUUAGAAGUUACAAAGAACUUGUAGUAAUGGGUAGUGAUAACAUUGGAGACAGUGCUUAACUCUGUCAUUACUCACUGCUCAGAACUCUGCCUUGAAAAUAAUGGACAUACUGUAUAGUGUAAUCAUAAAAUUCUUUUCUGAGAAAUUUUUGUUACUUAAUGCUGAAUGAGCUAAGAAGGAUGAGCGGUAGGAGUAGGGACCAGUUUUAAAUAUUAAAACUGUAUCCCAAAUUACUGAAUGGUGAGAUUGGUGAGACUAUUUUCUAAAAAUUCUCUAGGGGAGGAAUGGAAUUAUCUGUUGCUUCAGGAGGGGCUCAGAAAAGGAAAUCACCAGAAAAUUAUUUGAGAAAUUUCAGCUGAGCCACUCACCCACCUGCUGAAGUUCCUCACCACUGAAACUAUGAAGAUAGGCUUGAAAGUUGUGUGCAGUGCUUUAAGUCUUAGAAGGCAGAGAGUGGGCACAGCAGGAUUUCCAGAGCUAAGAACCUUGGUUUGGUGUUUUGCAUAACUCUUGUCCCUCCCUAUGAUUACCUGACACAUAAUAAAUUAUGCAGACAGAGGAAAUAUUUCUAAACAGUCUUAAUUUGCAUAAUUUAUAUAAGCCACAGAAUUCAGCUUUUCUUGAUUCAAAAUGUUUAUUUGAAUUCAAGUCCUACCUAGCAUUGUUCAUAUUAUUACAUAAAUGCUUAGAAUUCUCAGAACAAGUGCUUCUCCCUCCGUUAUAAAAAUACCAAAAUAUUGGAUGUUACUCUUUUAUGAUAUCUUUAUUAAAACUACAGAGUUCACCAUAUAAUGGGAUGAACUAUUUGUAGGUAAAUUCUGUAUAUAGCAGUAUUGUGUAUCUUCAUGUAGGGGUGACAAAUUCAGGUAAUAUUACUUGUAAAGAUAAUUUGGACCAAGUAAUUGGCAGUUGUGUAUAUUGCAAGGAGACAGUAUUAAAUAAAUACUUUUUUCAGCUAUUAGGCUCUGGGUGUACAGUGGUACCUCUAGUUGUGGACUUAAUCCGUUUCAGGGUGCCGUUCACACCCCAAAAAGUCUGCAACUAGAGCGCCUCUUCCGCGCAUGUGCGCGGCGCGAUCAAGCACUUCUGUGCAUGCACACGUGGUGAACCCAGAGUAAACACUUCUGGGUUUGCCACGUUUGUAAGCUGAAAGUCCGUAACAAGAGUGGAACGCAACAAGAGGUACCACUGUAUUUUGUACCUGUACAUUACUGAACGUUCUGCAACUAUAACAAUCUGCAAGCCAUAUAGAUAUAGAUACAGAUGAUGACAACAACUACUACUACUACUACUACUACUACUAAUAAUAAUAAUAAUACAAUUUAUUAUUUAUACCCCGCCCAGCUGGCUGGGUUUCCAGGGAUGGGGAAUCUGUGGCCCUCCAGAAGUUGUUGAACUCCAGCUCCCACCAGCCUCAGCCAACAUGGCCAAUGGUCAGGGAUGAUAGGAGCUGUAGUCCAGUGGCAUCUGGAGGGCCAUAAAUUCCCUACUCCUGACCUAGAUACUACUUUAAGCGCGAUAACCAUUAAUCCUCUGAGUUGCUUCUCUGCUAAUAAGUAUCACUCAGUUUAAAUCUAUCUCUUAUCUAUAUGAUUAAUAGACUUUCCUUUAUAUUGUCCCAACAUAAAAAAUAAUAUAAUAAAAUAGCAAUAGACCGCUUGGUACAUUAUUUCCUUUCCCUUCGAUUUAUUUUAGGAUAGGCCCAUAUCUGAAAUAUACAUGUUUAUAAGCAUAUCGGAAUUCUGCAUGUUUUUUUCUGUGUUUUUCUUUCAAUUAUUUGUAAUAACUUCUGGCCAUUUGUCCUUAGUGCAUUAGAACUUCAUCCAUAUUCUCUGAAACCUCUUCUGCGUCGAGCAAUGGCCUAUGAGUCUAUGGAACGAUAUCGGCAGGCAUAUGUCGAUUAUAAAACAGUACUACAAAUAGACAGUGGAAUCCAGGUAGCAAAUGACAGUGUUAACAGGUAAAACCAUUUAUAACAUGAACAUAAAAUUGUAGCAUGCCAAUGUGGAACGACUACAAGCUUCAGUGUCAGUUCAUCUAAAUGGACUUCAUAUACUGAUCUGUUGAAUGGGGACCAAAAUCUUUUGUGGCCAGGUGCCUGUUUAGUGAUAAUCUAAUUCUAGAUAUAUAUAUUUUAACCCAUAUGAUGGGUUAAAAUAAUUAAAAAUGGGGGCUGUAUACUGCCUCCUUUACUGCAUACCCUCCUUUUAAAAUUCAUCUAUUAUUUUUUGUGCUGUUUUUAGUUGCUUUUUAUUCUGUUCUGUACGUUACCUUGAGAUAUAUAUGUGGAAGGUGAUUUAGUAAAUAUGCUCACCACCAUCAGUUUCUCUGCCUUAUUUAGCAGUAGUGGUUUUGAUAUAAAAUGGUUUGGAGUCACCCAGGUUGGUGAACCUGAGGGAAUUAAUUAUACAUUUGUCUGGAGAAUUUAAGGAUUUCAUGGCUGCAUGACCACCAUGGGUCAGUCUCAAUCAUUAUUGAGCUUCAUGCUUCUGGCAGGUUAUAAUGUUGAUAUGGUGUUUUGUACUUGACAGAAUGAUGGGUUCUAGGGAACCUGAUGUGGUCCCUUUAUAAGGAACAGAUUGCUGCCUCACAGUGUUAAGGUUCACUGGGACCUCUAAUCUCUGCAGGGGUGGGGAACCGAUUUAGAACAGUUUGCCUGGGAAUGGAUUCAUCCAAAUGGAUUCCUGAUGCUUCUUUGGAGUUUCCUAUUGCCAUGUCUAGCAGUGCUGCUUCUAGAAUGGGGAAAUGACUAGGGCAGUUGACAUGAUUGCUUCUAAAUCUCUACUUCACUUUUUAAAGCCCAGCUCCACAGUUUCUGGGAUGAUUGAAACAGUGAAAUAGCAGGUACAUCAGCUAGACACACAGUGGUGAAAUAUUCAAAGUGAAUCCAACCCAACAUGGACUAGAGCCCAUUUUCAGACUCUUUGGUGGUACUCAGUGGUAGUAGUGAUGGUGGCUAUUAAAUGUUACUGUUCCAUCAUAAUUUGGUCCAUGUGAUUUUGGCAAGUGUAGCUUUUCCGAGUGGUGAGAGGGCAUUUACCCUUACUGUAACUGAUUUCAUAGAAUAUUAUAAACAUAUAAUUGUAAAGUUUGAAGGGACCACAAGAGACAUCUCAUCCAACCCCCCCUUCAAUACAGGAAUCUUUUUGCCUAAUGUGGGGCUGAAACCCACAACCCUGAGAUUAAGAGUCUCAUGCUCUACCCAACUGAUCUGUUGUCUACACUUGUUUACAAGACAUUUCCUGCAUGAAGUCGCUCACAUCCACUCUGUCUUGAAUGCCAUAGUAAUUGCAGAAUCAUUAUGUGCAUUUAGAACUCUUGCUCACCCUGUUAUUAUGGAUACACUUCAGCUUGUGCAUCAUUGGAGGUUUGAAGCCUACAACAGGCAAGGAUCGAUUGUACACAUAAUAGCCUUAUACCUCCAAGGAUCUUGCAGCAAGAGGUGGACUGCUUGGUUAGGUGAAUCAGUAAAUGCUUCUUUGCGAGAAGGCAGGAAAGGAAGUUAUGGUGAAAAGGUGACUUGCAAUGUUUUCUUGGAUGCCACCAAUCUGGGCAAUUAGUCGUCUGUGUCCUGCAUACCAUUUUUGGACAAAGUGCUUAAGCAUCUAGUGAUGGAACCCAGCAGCAACAAAUAUUUAUUAUGGUCGUAAACCAGCAUAAAUGACACCCAAAUUCUUUAUAUUUCUAGAUAGAGGGUAUUUAGAUCCUUUUCAGUCUGGUUUCUUGUUUGGAUUUGGGACAGAAACUACUUUGGUUGUCCUGGUAGGUGACCUUCAUAGAGAACUGAACAAGCAAAUAGUGUCCCUCUUGGACAGAUGCUUUCAAUGUCUGCUGAAGACUUAUGUUUUUGCCCAGACUUUCCCUGACUCAUAAAGUUGUACAAGUUUGAAAUCAUCCAGAUUUCUGCUUUAUUUGCUUUUAUGUGUUUUACUAUUUCUUGCGGGUCUUGGGUUGUGUUUUUGUUUUAAUGAAAUAUUGUUCCUUUUUAGACUGUAUACCAUUUGUUUUUUAAAAAUACUAAGUGAUAUAUAUGUACAUGUUUUUAAAUAAAACAUGCAUAUAAUCUUGUGCAACAUCCUUUUCUGUGGAUGUAACUCCCACGUUGCUGGGGAUAUUUGUACGAAGAAGCCUGCAUGUAUUGGAGCAGAAUACCAUUGCAGAGGUUUGCUAUGAAUGCAGCUUUCAAAAUGAAACCAUUUGGCCUAAACAUCUUGAUUAAUGUACUAAUAAGUUCGCUUUAUUGCUGUGAUAACUGUAUUGGCACAAUAAAUUUAGUGCAGUUUUAGUUUCCCCGUAAAUUGAUCUCUAGUGUACUGCCAGAUUUAAUUCUAAGAUCUGUACUGUACAUUACUGUAUUAAUAGGGAGCCUUUAAGAAAAGUGGUUUGUUGUUGACCACUCAGUUAAGUGUUUCUUGCACUAAAGGCCAAUUAUUAAUGUACAUAAUAUACCUAUAUGUCUGUCACCACUGAAAGUCUAAUAUUAGUUUGAGGAACCAUAAUAAUAACCCCACUUCACUUUUGGGACACACUACUUGGAAACUGAACUGACAUGCCAAUUAGGGAGCUAUCUACCAAGAUCUGCUACUAUAAAGUUUUUUUUUCUUUCCUAGCACACUUUGGAUGUUAUUAAAAAGGGGGUAAUCAUUAAAAAUAAUAAUUUUCAAGUUAUAAAACUGCUUAUAUAUAAUAAAUAAUUCCCUUUUAUUUUUGUCACCUGAGAUGAUUAUACAUGUCUCUUAAGUGCUAUCAAUUUUAGUUCAUGUUUUAAGUUUUAUUAAAUAUGGCUCUUGUGAUUUCUCAAGAUACUAUUUUUCCAUCAUUUGUCCAAACAAGAGCUUAGGUUCAUAACCCUGGAAUUUUAAUGAGUUUACAGUUGGAGCUUUGUAAGAGUUUAACAUUCCAACACUAAGUCAUAUGUGCAAUAUUUCCAUUUUAUCUUGUAUUCAUCACACUGAAUAACAUUUUUUAAUGUUCAAUCCACAAAACAUUGUAGGCCAUACAAUGUAUUUUAGACUAGCUUGGAUAGCCUUUUGUACUGUGGUGGUCUGGUGCAGAUGUAAACUAUUUGAAACUAAACCCUGUGAUAUUUAAAGAAAUAAACAGUGUUCAUGGCAUGUCCAUCAGUCUUUGAAAAGUGCUUGAGAGAUUUGUGUCUUGCUUUGGUUGAACAGAAAAUGUUUUAUUCCAUAUUUGCUUUGAGAAAUGGUGGGAAGCACCCAGUGUUAAUAGACCCACUGAAAACCUUGGGCUUAACAUAACUUGCCCAUUGAUUUCAGUUGUCCUGCUCUGAAUAUGACUGACAUCAAAUAUCACUGAAUAUAUUUAAUUGGGGCUAUGUAUAUUCAGGUGUUUUCUGUCAUGUGAAAUAGAUGAAGUAGAAAUUGGAGGUCAUAAACUUAGGAUUUCCAUUCUUUUCAUCUUAUAUUUGCAUUUAGAUGUUUUAAGAAUUACUCCAAAUACCUUCUACUUUCUUGCUUCUUAUGAUGGCUUCUCCUGCGUAAUUCUGAACACAUGGACUCCCCAGCCCCUCUCUAGGUCUUACUUAUGCUUUUGCUUCACUGCUUAUUGCUCUCUUCCUGGCAACCCAUCUCCUUAUUUCAGCUGCUUCCUUCUCCUUCUGGUAAUUCAUUUUCAGCUUGCAAAGUAUUUGUUUCUGCACUAUGUGAAAUAGAAUUAAACUAAGUUGGCAUAGUAUUAUAAAACAUGAAGUUUGAAAAAAUACUCUUUUGGUUUGAAUUUGAUUCCUAUGAAGUAAUUAUUGAAUACCUCAAAAUAUAUGAGUGGAAUGCUCCUAGCAAUACAAAAUAAACAGAAUCUGAUUAUCUUGGGGCUGAUUUGUGUGUACUAUGCACGUGGUUCUCACUGGGUCUGAAAGAGAUAAACAGUUCAAUGUGGCUUUCAUGCUUGUACUUAGUUGACAUAUUCAAUAGAUAAUGUUAUUGUUACUAGCAUUCUAAAGAUAACAUGGGUAUGGAUAAUAAAUAAAAACAGCUUAAUGUGAUUUUUUAAAGAAGAUUUUUAAAAACUUGAAUGCAUACCAUUUAAAUUGUUGCAGUAUUUUAAUUACCGUACCUAAUUAGUUUACUGCAUUUUAUUGCCGUCGGUGAAAAAAAAACAACACCUUGUUUUUCUCUAGGAUAACAAGAACUUUAAUAGAGGAGGAUGGCCCAAAUUGGAGGGAGAAGCUGUCCCCGAUUCCUGUUGUUCCAGUUUCUGCUCAGUUACAUUGGUGGGAUGGAGGAAGUGUUACUGCAGAGCCAAAGCAGAAGAAAAAUGCAGCCAAGCAUGGAGAUCAACAGUCACAUUUUCCUAGUAUGUGUAACAUGAUUGCUGAUAAAUGUUUUAUUUGAGAAAGCUUAAUACUUGGGAAAUUCCUGCUAGUAACAAAAGAGCUGCAUAUAUAGCUUUCAUACUCUCACUGCAGUGUCCUUGCAUGGGCUGGGGGAGGGAGUUCUUAAUUUUUGCUUCCUCUACAACUUCUUGUUCCCCCAAAGCCUGAAUUAUCCAGUGAAAAGCGUGAUGGUAUGAACUUGCUCUUAAGAAAUAGAUCCAUACUCUAUGAAUUCCAGCCUUGCUUUCUGAAUGCCGCAAAACUAGUGCAUGAAUGUUCUCCCUACUCAAGUUUGCCGAUGACUGAUAAUCUGUUUAUCUGUUUGGGAAAAUAGAUGAAAAACCAGAAGAAAUGUUCAAGUCACUUAAGAAUAAAGGAAAUGAAUUUGUGAAAAAGGGUAACUAUGAAGAAGCAUUGAUAAAGUACAAUGAAUGCAUCAAAUUAAAUUCCCAGGAACAGACUAUCUACACUAACAGGUAAGAAGAAUUUUAAAACACUAUCAGAUGCAACCCAGCUUAUUCAAAUCAGCAGGCAUUUGUCAUUCAUUUUAGUGGGAAAUUGAUUUUGUCCAACUUUAAUUUUGUAAUUGAAAGCUAGUUUCAUUACAGUUCUGUUAUAUGAAAGUCUAUGCCUUUAUAUUAAGACGUUUAUACUCUGCUAUGCAGGGAGGACCAUAAACAUCUGGGCACACAAUUCUCAUAUUGCCUUUCCAACUAGUACAGUUGUACCUCGGUUUUUGAACAGCUUAGUUCACGAACAACUUGGAACUCAAAUGCUGCCAACCCGGAAGUAGAUGUUGCAAACUUUGCCUUGGAAGCUGAACGUCUGGCGCGGCUUCCGAUUGGCUGCAGAACACUCCUACAGCCAACCGGAAGCUGCACCUUGGUUUCCAAAUGUUUUGGAAGUCGGACAGACUUCCGGAACGCAAGUGUGGUGUAGUGGUUAAGAGCGGUAGUCUCGUAAUCUGGGGAACCGGGUUCAAUUCCCCGCUUCCUCCACAUGCAGCUGCUGGGUGACCUUGGGCUAGUCACACUUCUCUGAAGUCUCUCAGCCCCAAGCACCUCACAGAGUGUUUGUUGUGGGGGAGGAAGGGAAAGGAGAUUGUUAGCCGCUUUGAGACUCCUUAAAGGGAGUGAAAGGCGGGAUAUCAAAUCCAAACUCUUCUCGUCGUCGUCUUCUUCUUCUUCUUUUUUGUGAAGACCGUGGUACGACUGUAUAUCAGAAUCAAACUUAGGUUGGAUUUAGCCAUUCUUAUAACUACAACUAUACACAUUUCUUAAUAUACAAAUAAUGGGACUUUGAGAAUUGGCCUCAGGGUUCUGUGGGUGCUACCCUAUGUUCUUACAGUGCUUUUUCUUUUUACUCUAUAGGGCCCUUUGUUACUUGAAGCUGUUUCAAUAUGAAGAAGCCAAAAAGGAUUGUGAUCAUGUUCUUCAGAUUGAUGACUCUAACAUAAAAGCUUUAUAUAGAAGAGCUCUAGCAUACAAAGGAUUACAGGUAAGAAAAGAGUUUUAGCUCUUAACUUGCUCAGUGUUAGUUAUAGCAUAAAUGAUAACAUUUAAAUUAUCAAAAGUUUGGAGGGCGAAUUCCUGUUGUUUGAAGAAACAGAAAUGGAAAAAUGCUGACUGCUGAUUUGGAGGAACACUGUGUGGUAGUCACAGCAUCACUUGACCUAGUCUUAAUGCCAGUUCUUACUAUGUUUUGUGAUAUUUCCAGCUAUCCAGUUUAUAAGGCCAAUAAUUGACUUUUUAAACAUUUCAGAACUACAAAGCCAGUAUUGAUGAUUUGAAGAAAGUUCUUCUAAUAGAUUCAAAUAUUGAUGAAGCAAAGAAGGAGCUGCAGGAAACAACACAGUUGUUAAAACUGAAAAAUGAGCAUACAGUCAACGGGCAACAAAAGCAAAGGAAAAAAAUUGAAAUCCAAGAGGUAUUCAGUUAAAAAAAAAAUCAUGUACUGGGCCUAUAAGUGUGUAAGAUUCAGACCUCCUUAUGAAAUGUCUGGAUUGAACUGCUGAGUUCUCAAGCACUUUGUGGUAACUGGCAAGCUAAGUACCGUAUUUUUUGCUCUAUAAGACUCACUUUUUCCCUCCUAAAAAGUAAGGGGAAAUGUGUGUGCGUCUUAUGGAGCGAAUGCAGGCUGCGCAGCUAUCCCAGAAGCCAGAACAGCAAGAGGGAUCACUGCUUUCACUGUGCAGCGAUCCCUCUUGCUGUUCUGGCUUCUGGGAUUCAGAUUCCCCCCCCCCCCCCUUGUUUUCCUCCUCCAAAAACUAGGUGCGUCUUAUGGUCUGGUGCAUCUUAUAGAGCGAAAAAUACGGUAAGUUGUGCAAGGCAGUUGUAGACCUGCUGGUUAUGGGGACUCUUUUCUGAGAAAAUAGUGGAAGGCUAGGACCAGCUAGUCUAUACCUUUGCAAAUAAUGCUUAAGGUCUUCUGGACUUGUAUUUUAUUAACAGGAUCCUGUUUUGUUUGAUGUUAUAAACAAAUGUGGCUAGCCACCAGCUGAUUAUCACAUAGUAAACACCACAUUAAAGUAAAUAGUUUUGGCUUACUUAUUGCUUAUUAUAUAGCAGUCAUAAAGAGAAUCCCAUUACAGUACUAAGGUAAGGUAGUUUAGAAUGUUACUUAUUACAGCCAAAGUAUUUGUAAUGCUUAAAAUCUUGAUGCUGUAUUUAAAUUUAAAAUGCCCUCUUAGUCCCAUUGCUUCCUUUUCUAUAUUACAGGUAACUCACAACUUGUUUGCAUUCAGCUUUAUGUGCUUGGCAAAUUUUCUUUAAAAAAACUAUAAAUGUGAAAAUUGAACCACCCUGAGAUUUUAUGAUGAGGAGUGGUAUAUUAACUAUGUGUUCAUUUUCCUUUUCACUCAAAAAGGGGUUCCCAGUUAAUAAUGAUAAAUGCCAAGAAUGCUCCCCCCCUCUAAUUGUUUAAACUUUGCCUCCAGUUUCCUCCUUUGUGCAUAUAAGAAUCUAUCUGCUGUGAUAGUAUACUGAGACAAUAUUCCAAAAUCCUUUUCUUAUGUAGCCAUUGGCCCACACCCAGUUCUGUAUCUUCAAUUUCCACUUCCUGUUGUAUUUGCCAUGUUUUUUCAGCCUUAUCUAGUACUGACUCUUCCUUUUGUGUUUCUCUUUCCAAAAAGAAUGCCAGAGAUUUAAUUGCUUUAUCCCUGGGAUCACUCCAAGUCAUAGGUCAAAUUCUUUCUCUCUCAAUUCCAUCGAUGAAAGAUUAUCCAGAUCUCUCUUCAUUUAUGUCAUUUUUGUUUUCCAAAAUCUUACCUUCAUUUCUCCAAACACUUGUAUAGUGGGUACUUCCAUUUCAUCAGUUGUUCCUUCCAGUUUUGCCAUAGUUUCAUCUCUCAGUCCUGCCAGUUCUCUGUCAUCUUUGCCUGUAUAUAAUUUCUGAUCCUAAUUUCCAUUUCAUUCCCCAUUUUCAUUUUAAUUUCCGUUUCAUUCCCCAUUUUCAUUUUCUGUGAAGCUUUAUUAUUAUUAAAUUUUAUAAUGUAUCUAAAACAGAGAAUCCUAACAGAUGAAAAGAUGAAAAACAUAAUUAUAAAAUAGGAAUGAGUAUCACGUUAGUGUUUACUUGCACUUUAUUUUAACUAUCAAUGUUGUUAUGCACUUGCCGUUGAGUCAAGAUUAUUGUCGAGUGAUUGAGGGACAGCAAAAGCCCAAAUCAGCAAGUGGGCAGGGUGGAAGCAAGAGGGAAAUGCCCUGGAUCAAGGGCCACCAACAUUGCAUUGCAGGUGCACAUGUGAUCACCAAGGGCUUCCCUGGCAUCUGAGGGUCUCCUCUCCUCCACUGAAAUUACCGUAUUGGCCCAAAUAUAAGCCACACCUUUGAAAUUGGAGGGGGGGAAGAAAAGAACCCAAAUAUAAGGUGUUCCUGGCUGCAUACUGGGUGGCGGUGGAGCCGUGCUGCUUUGCCAGCGGCCUUUCCCCUUUCUCGCUCUCUCCCUUCCCAGCCUUGGGGGAGAGGACGGGGGACUGCACACGGGGCGGGUGCUGCUUUGCCGCUCUCCUGGAUGCAUACUGUAAGGUCGCGAAUAUAAGCCGCACUUUUAACUUUUCAUGGUCGAAAUUUUGGGGGAAAGUGAGGCUUACCGUAUAUCCAGGCCAAUAUGGUAGGUAUGAAAGUAGCUUUCUGUUGUAGCUAGUAGAAUGUGUUACAGUGUGGGUGUGAUGCCCAUGGCAGUUUCCCUGGUUUGCAGAUGUGCCCACAGGCCGCCAAAGGUUGGUAACUCUUAUCCUAGACUCAGCCCAGUCUCUUGGUUCUGAACAAAAGUUUUUUGAUGCUGGAGUUAAUAGUCCCUCCCUCACACAACCUCUCUGAUUUUGUAAGUGCACCAGUUUGUUUACUGCUUUUAGUAUACGCUGCUCUGAUUGCAGACACCCCAUCACAUGUGCAGCCAGCUAUGUGGAGGUCAGUUAAACAUAUGAGAGACCUGCACGGCAUGGGCGUGCAGAGGAUGAACAUGAGCAAAUGGGUGGAGCCAGGCAUAAUUUUUUACAUCCUUUUUUACCAUGCAGUCAGCACUCCACUGAGAGGGAUGGAGCCACCACAAUCAAGCUCAUCUAUGUUAUAAUCUGGCAGCUGCACAUGUGAACAGGGUCAGACAUUGAAUAAAUCAUUUUGAUGGUGUCUAGGACCGAAUUAACUUAUGAAAAUCUUUCUCCCAAGAGACAUUUUAAGUUUUACUCAGGUGGCAAUAAUAAUUUCUCUGACUGUGCUCCUGCUUAUCACAAUUAUGAAAUGUUACAUGUUGCAUACAUAUAUCAAAACCAACUGGGCAUGUGGUUAUUUCUUUGUGAAGGUGGAAGAGGAAGCUAGAGAGACCUGUGCUUCAGAGAAGGCGACAUCAAAGCAUGACAGCGCUAAAGGAGAGCCUGACACAGUGCCAAUGAAUAGUUCAGAAAAACUCAUUAUUUCAAAGCCAUCUAAUGCCUAUGAAUUUGGUCAGAUUAUAAAUGUUGUGAAUGCCAAUAAGGACAUCGCCGCUUGUGCAGAGCUCUUGACAGCGAUUGAGCCAAAAGAUUUACCAGCCCUUUUAAGCAACAAACUAGAAGGAGACAUUUUUCUGCUCUUUAUCCAAGCCCUGCAGUCGGAUGUAUUUUGCCAAGACCCUGGUCUGGUGUACCAGCAUCUUGUCCACCUGAGUAGAGCAGAAAGGUUUAAGGUAAGGAAUUAUGGCAUUUGCUGCCAAUUAUUUCUGAAAAUGUACAUGUUUAUGAAAUGCUAGCAUUUACUAGGCAUUUAGACAAAUAACCAUUUGCCGAUACCAUUUAUAAAGGCUAACCACACUUUUUUUUUUCCUUUUCAGAUGGUGCUAACACUACUUAGUAAGAAUGAAGUAGAACAGGUUCAACAACUGUUUGAUUCUCUUUCCAAAGAGGAAAACCAACAAUUUUCUUUAGAUGAUCUGAAGAGCCUUAAGAGAGACUUUGAACUUUAA